AAGGUUCUUCUAGUGAAACUAUAAAGCUUUUCCCGACUGAAAACAUUCACCGAUCUGUCAGAUGAGUCGAGCUCUUUGAGAGGCUGCAGAAGCGGUAGAAGCGUGUGCAUAUUUCGUGAUUUUCUUGACUGAGCGAGAUGGCUUUUGGGGGUGUUGUUCUGUUUUUGACUUUUUGUGCGUUUUGCGCGGCCCAAAAAGUGGGCUAUGAGUUUAUGCCGACCCUGCCUAUAGGGGUGCCGUACAGUGAAAAUCCCACUUGUAGAUUUCACAGUGAGUUGUACAGGGAGAACUUGAGGAAUUUGUCUUUGUGGGCUUAUGAAAUGCUUGACGCCACUGCAAGAUCUUCUGUCGGCGUUCUCAGAGGCAGUGUUUUCAACAUGGGAAACUUUGAUCAGUGUCUCUCCUCAAGGGCUCCUUUCGAGACCAAAUACUGUUUAGUUACAGUCAUUGCCGAUAUACCAUCACCACAGAGGCUCAGAGAAGACCCAAUCUCUCUUCAUUUCAAACCAGACGCCAAUGUCCUCCAAAGGUUGUAUAAAUACAAAGACAAAACCCAACAAUCUAGAAACGUGAUAAAUAUGGGUUGGUGUGUACCUGCAUCUUGUUCACCUGACGAUCUUGAGGGUUCUCUCAACAUGUACCUCGAAAAUGAAACCACUCUUCUAACUGAUUACAACGUAACGUAUCUUGCAAAAAUUAAUAAUCUGUUUUGUCAAUCUGAAUCCGACUUGACAUACUUUGAUGGGCUAGAUAUCUCUUUCUGCGUACUAUGUCUGGUCAUAAUUCUAUUGGUUGUUGGGGGGAGUUCAUACGAUUUUAGCAAGGUUAAGACAGUUCAAUCAAAAUUUAAGAAAAAAACAUUCACCCAGAAAAUGAUACUGGCUUUUUCUGUGAAGAAGAACUUCCUUGAUCUAACGAAAGUGGACGAAAGAAAUAAUGCCUUGAGAAUACUAUAUGGAAUUAAGACGUUUUCCAUAUUAUUGAUUAUAAUGGAUCAUAGAUUUGGUACAUUCGUAUCUUCGGCCAUCUUCAAUUUUGAUUACGUGGAAAGGCAAUACAGAUCUUCAAUAGCUUGCUUUAUUUUCCAUGGAGAUCUUUUCGUUGACACUUUCUUCAUGUUCAGUGGAUUAUUGGUCGCCUAUGGUUUACUUGGACAAUUUGAGAAAAGGAAGAUCAAUCCUGGAUUCCUAAUCAUCCUCAGAUAUAUCAGACUUACUCCAGUAUAUGCUUUCGUGGUUUUCUAUUACGCAACUCUCUUUAAUCACACUGGAAGUGGUCCCCUAUGGAAACUGAUCGCUGGUGGUGAUUCUCAGGAUUGCAGAGCGAAUUGGUGGACUAAUUUAUUGUAUAUCAGCAAUUACGUUAAUGCAGAUCAUAUGUGUAUGACGCACAGUUGGUACCUUCCAUGCGACUUUCAUUUCUUCAUCAUAGCUAUUGUGAUCUGCAUGCUCAUUCAACAUAAGAAUAAACUGGGACUGUAUACUCUGCUGGCGGUUGUGAUAGCCUCUGUGAUCAUUCCAUUCUUGAUAACUCUGUUGUACCAGAGGCCUUCCAUGCUGUUUUUCUAUCCAGAUUUCUUAACCAGUCCAAAGACGCAUCCUGAUUUUCUUAUGACGUAUAGCAAGUCCCACACAAGAGCCACACCGUAUUUCGUUGGGAUGUUUGCUGGUUAUGUGUAUAAUAAGCUGAAAGGAACAGACUACCAUAUUCCAAUGAAAAGAUCUCUGAUCAUAAUGACAGUAUCUAUCAUCUUACUCCUUGGAACGAUAUUGACAGCUGCUGUAUUCUACAAUCCCUAUCAUCCGUACAAUGCCUUGGAGUCAGGAAUUUAUUCUGGUUUACACAGGGUAGCCUGGGCUUUAGGAUCUGUGGGUCUUUUAUACGUUGCCAGCUUUGGACAUGCCAUACCAUUGAAUAGAAUAUUGACUUGGUCACCUUGGAUUCCACUCAGCAAAUUGAUCUACUCAGCAUAUCUCAUACAUAUGCAGUUUCAGUUGAGGGCAGCUGCUCAAGUGAAGACCCCUCAGAAGAUAGCAUAUUUUGACACGAUGAGCCUUGCUCUAUCCGAUAUGGUCCUAUCUUUCGUAUCUGCAUUGAUCCUCUAUUUAUGCAUUGAGGCUCCCCUGAGGAACAUUUUCAAGGAAUUGCUGAUGCCUACCAAAACUCCGACAACCCCUAAAACUACGAAAGAAAUGGUUGAAGAAGAGCCAGUAAUAGAGAAUAAUAUAGUAAGAAACAUGGUACAUUACGAGAAAGAAACUACUAGCAGACUUUGAAAGUUUUGUAGCACGCAAAUGAUGAGUGUUGUGAAUUGUAAAAAGUACAUUUUUAAGUACUAACAUUACGUGAUAAGCCUUCGUAAUCCAUAUUUUCGAAGAUAAUAUUGUGACAGAAAGUUGCGCAGUCGUUUGAAAAUUUUUUUGGUUCACCCAUAAUUCUUGAUAAGUACAAAUCAUAUUCGUUGGAUUGGAAAUACCAAACAAAAUCGAGCAAUUGACUUCAGUAUUAAAAAUAUACGUUUUAUUUCGGGUACCUAAACAAAUGAACCAAUGUAGGCAAUAAAUUAUUAUAAGAUUAUGUA
Molecule: messenger RNA, 2581 nt
Organism: Harmonia axyridis
Lineage: Eukaryota; Metazoa; Arthropoda; Insecta; Coleoptera; Coccinellidae
Product: nose resistant to fluoxetine protein 6-like
Exons: 10
Coding region: 138-2276 (712 amino acids)
Molecular function (GO): acyltransferase activity, transferring groups other than amino-acyl groups
Source: RefSeq, a predicted model, not a curated record